AUGAAUGAUGAUGCUAAUUCUCUCUUUCUCUCAAAUUCUUUUUCCCCUCUUUCUGAUUUUGAUUUUCCGGUGCUCCUCCAUGACAACUUGGUAGUCAGAGCAAGCGGUUCUCGACAGGGUAUGGUGAUCACCACCAGAUCUCAUGCCAGCCAAGAUACAGAGCUCUGCCGGCAGGAACAUGCCAGAUCUGUUGGACCUUUGGAACCAUCGGAUGUACGCGCUCUAGUGGAUGAAUGUGGACCAGAGAAGGAGGAUGUAUGUGGCACAGGUGAUGGCUUUGCAGGCGCAUCGGACUCUGCUGUCAAGGACAGAAAUCCUCCAUCCUUGCCGGAAACGCUUGCAGCACCUACCACCAGGAAAGCAUUAUCUCAACGCCGCGCGUUAAACUCCAACAGAAAUAUGGCCGCUCAGACAGUAUCUGAGUUUGCAUCAACCAUAAACUCUGAAGCAAAGGCUAAAGAAAUUGCCAAGCAACAUAACUUUCCCAUAGAUCUAGAUUGUCGAGCACCACUGGAUUAUGAACGGCCUGACACUCCACCAGAGGGAAAAAUUACUGUGAUCGAGUGUCCCAUCAUUGAGGAAGUUGCAGCGACCUUGACGGAAGAGGAAUCGCUGAAAAUGUUGACUACCUCGAUGGCCAGCAUUCUUAUGCGGGAGAAGAAAUUAAAACAAGAGAAGUUAACGCAUGAGGAGUCGAGAAAGGAGGAGCAGGACAUGAGGCUUGCCAGGGAGAAGGAGUUAGCCACGGUUCAGGCCAUGUACAGGGAGAUUGAGGCCAAGCUGACAGAAUAUAGAGAGUUCCAUAUUCCCAAAUCAGAUUUGCAGGCCUGGAUGACUGCCUUUUGGGCAAGAAUGAUGCCGACUGGUGGAUUGGCGAGCAUCCUGGUGGGCAUUAGCAACGAUGCCAAGGGGCUAGGAGGACAUGGUGUAGCUGUGGCUGCUCUCGAGAGGAUGGAGAGCGGAAGGAUCAUUAAUGCUGGAUGGCUUCAGCAAUUUAUAAGGCCGCAUCCUAAGAAGACUCUCUAUGAGGCCAUAAAGAAUGGGUUGCAGCAGCUCUCCGAUGGAGAUGCCCUUAUAGUGCUCCCUGAUGAUGCUGGAGAAGAGGUACGCGUGCCGGAGCUGGCCCCAGAUUUCAUCGGUUUUGAGGUGGAGUGGGAAGAGGAUUCCUCGGAGCAGGUCGAGGGGGAUAGGGAGAAUGAUCAGGAGCCUGAAAAGGAAGGGACGUCGGCUCAUACCCCUGUCGAGGAGACAAACGAGAACCAACCAAGCCAGCUUCCCGGUCAAAAUGACGAUUCGUACUUCGUUCAUCUAGUACGUCUAUUGAUCCUUGAGGAAGACGAGGUCACGAAGUUUCCCAUGUAUACGAUGAUUUCUUCAAUUUUGAGGAAAUUUGGGGAUGUUCACAACACUGACAAAGUGAGAGCCCUCGAGAAAGAGCUUACCGAUACGGUCAAUGCGCUUAACCUUCGAGCGUACUCCCGCUUGGUGCAGCGCUUUAGACAGCAAGAGGAAGAGUGGAAGCGUCGACUUCACCAAUAUGACUUGGACUUUCAUGAUUCCUUAUCUCUAGAAGCCAACAUUAACGAGGAGAUGGAGAAACUGAAGAAAGAAAAUGCUCGACUGAGGAAGCGCGAGAAUAUUGUUGUGUCCCCGUGGUUCCUCGAAAAAUUCGACACGCUUGCUCUAGUCGAGGCACAGAUAAGGAACAUAUUGGUGGAUAACGAGAUUUCCUUACCUAUUCUCGAGGACCUCGAUCCGGAUGAUGAAGCGAAGGAAAGGGCAGCCGCUGAGGAGUAUCUUCUUAGAAUCAACGACCAAGAUUGGAAGAUUCUAGAUUUAAAAGAUAAACUUAGCCAGUGUCUCCAUAGGCUUAGGGUGAUGGGAUGUUCUAGCGUUAUUAAGCCUUCCCGAUUCAACCCUAAGGGGACAGAUCUCAAGAUUUAG
Messenger RNA from Oldenlandia corymbosa var. corymbosa, 1944 nucleotides. Lineage: Eukaryota; Viridiplantae; Streptophyta; Magnoliopsida; Gentianales; Rubiaceae. The record is from the annotation of a GenBank genome assembly.